AUGGCCAGAGACAAAUCCCGAAAACACAUGAGUGGCAAGCGUCAUUCGAGUGUGACGCCACAAAAGCCCAACAGCCUCACGCAAGACAUUGUCGAUCUCACCAAAACCGAUCCAUGGGCUCACCAGGCCAGACGGGCACGAUCAAUCGCGCCUGUCGCACCGGGCUCGGGUUCCAAGCUGACACCACUUUCACCGGCGUUCUCAGGAAGGAAGACUCUAGACGGUGGACCAGCAUCACGUCUGACGACCAGGAUCGACGUCCCCCAGGAUCCGAAGUCGAACCCUACCUACAUCUUCCAGCAGCUGUCGUUGGCGAAGAAUCGGGCGAACACUCGACCUUCCUUCUUUGGGGCUCUGGGCACAGACGAUGGUGAAGCUUCGGGUAGGAGUGACAUCACCGAGCGCGACAGUACUCCAACUCCAGGCCACAAAGGGGCGAGGGAGAAAGAUAAGUCCAAGAAAAAGAGGAAGACUAGUGAAGGGAAUAGCAAGGAUAGGCUGCAAGACAGAGAGAAUGAAAAGAGGCCGGCGGAUACAGCAAAGGGUCAACAUCAACAUCACGAGAAAGAGGCCAGACAGCGAGAGGACAAGAAGAAACGUAAGGACGACAAGAAAAAGAAACAGCUGGCCAGACCCACGGAGGCACAGCCAGUUGCCACAUCCGAGUCGAGGAAACGUAAACGCGAGAAUGAGGAGGCCGAAGCGUUCAAACGCCGAGUCGAAGUCGAAGCUAAUGCGGUCAAGAGACUUCGCGAAAGUCUUCCAAGCGUCCGCCUCGAUCGCGUGUUCCGCAGACUUGAACGCGAGGAAGGUAUGACACCGACCGAGAUGGCUGUGCUACUCGUCACCGCUAGGGAAACAAUCAUCGACUUUGCGAGGCAGCAGGUCUUGCAAACUGAGAGGGCGCAAAAGACUAUUCAGGACGAGUUGUUGAGAGUACUGAAAGAACAGAAUGAGAGGCUUGCCGAGCUGGAGGGAAAGACCAAAUCCAGAGCGGCUCAGGUGUUAGCGGGACCUGGUCGGGAGGAGGAAGUCGAGGUGAUCGACGACACUUCUUCUUCUUCCUCUUCUGACGACGACAGCAGCAGCAGCGACGAGGACAGUGUGCAGAAGUCAUGCGUCGGAAAGAAAGCCAACAAUCCGUCGCCACAGCAGAAAGCUCUUGACAGAUGCCCAACUCAGUAA
This is a messenger RNA of Cladophialophora immunda, 1185 nucleotides long. RefSeq lists its product as uncharacterized. Lineage: Eukaryota; Fungi; Ascomycota; Eurotiomycetes; Chaetothyriales; Herpotrichiellaceae. The transcript has 2 exons. The record is from RefSeq and is a predicted model, not a curated record. Bases 1 to 1185 code for a protein of 394 amino acids.